CAGAACACGUGCAUGUGGUGCCUUUGGACGGUUGGUUCAGUACUUCCUUGUUUGCUGGGAAACAGUUAUGGCUUCCAGGAUAUCGUUUUCUCAGUACAGACUAGAGGCAGAAAUAGACAGAUGCAGAGCAGAAUGCCACUGGGAGAAAAUCCAAAAUCUUGUGAAGCAACUCUCUCCCAAAGUUUCCGAGAAUGAUGAUUUCGGGAAUCUGUUGCUGGCUGAAGCACUCCUGGAGCAGUGCCUGAAGGAGAACAUGGGCAAACUGAGAGCCUUCACUCCGCUGGAGGAAAGGAAUGAGCCCAAAAUGAUGGGCGCCAAAAAGCACCUGAGCACGAUCUUGAACCGAGGCAAACUGCAGCACAAUCUGAUGACCGAGGCCAUCCUGACCUUAGCCAAGCUGCACUUUGUAGAGGGCUCCUAUCGGGACGCACUCAGCAUGUACGCCAGAGCUGGAAUGGACGAUCUUUCGUUGGAGGAAGAGCCGCUUUAUAAGAAGAGACUUUUAGCCGAAGCCUGCGUUAUAAAAGGCUUGUCUCUCGAACGCCAGACUUCGUCUGUCACCUCGCGGGUUCGUCUGUUCGAGCGGGAGGCAGAGGUCCUCUCUUGCUAUGAGAAAGCUGGUGAUAUUGCCCUGGUCUAUCUGCAAGAGGUUGAGCGGCUCGUUAGCAAUACUCACUCUCGCGUUCUCAAGGGGCAAGUGGCUGUUCAGGAGAUGGAACUCACCUACUUUCUGGAAGCUGCAUUGCAGAGUGCGUUUGUGGCUUACUUCAAGAGAGGGAACAUUGUGAAGGGAAUGAACCGAAUACGAGGGACUCUCCGAGUGGUGGAGACGCGAGCUACACAGAACUUUAGAGUGACAAUAGCAAAGCAGCUGGUGGAGGUCCUUCUGCGCAGUCUGAGUGAGAAUAGUUACUGGUCUCCACUUUCAGACCCCCCGGCAGAUCUGCUUGGCAUCAUGGAUGAUGGACCUUUAUCAGGGAAGGGCUUAGCACUACCCAAAGGCCCACAGCUCUACCAAGGGGAGGGUCUCUUCUGCCCCCAGGACAUUGUGGAAGAGGCACUUCUGCUCCUUUCGAUCGCCGAGUCCAUGGCAAACCCAGAUGCCGUGAUCAGCCGCUCGCCGGAGCAAGGAGACGACCGUUCGAUCAGUUUCCAAAACACUUCGGCGUUGUACGAUCUCCUGAGCAUCACCAUGGCCAGGAGGGGCCAAUACGGGAUGCUCUCCGAGUGUCUGGAGAGAGCGAUGAAGUUUGCGUUCGAUGAAUUUCACCUGUGGCGCCAGUUGGCAUUGUCGCUGGUGGCUUGUGGAAAGUCGGUCUGGGCUGUCUCAGCGCUCCGAGAAUGUGCCAAGCUCCGCCCGGAUGAUCCAAGCAUAGCUCUUAUGGGUGCCAAGGUCUGCAUCACCUCUCUGCACUGGCUUGAAGAAGGAGAGAGAUUUUGCAGGAUGGUGACCGAUGUAGGGAAGGAAACCGACGAAUUUCUUGCCAAGGGCUUCCUGGGCUUGGGGCUGGUCUACAGUCUUCAGGCUUCAGAUGCUACACUGAAGAACGAUCGAGACACACUGAAUCAGAAAGCGAUACACACACUCAGACGAGCCCAGAGCCUGGAUGCUGAUGAUCACCAGAUAGCUCUGUACAUGUCUCUACAGCUGGCCCUCAACAGGCAGAUCUCUGAAUCAAUUGAGCAGUUGCAAGUGGCCCUUAAACUCCGGAAUGACGACAUGCAUUCUCUCCACCUCCUGGCCCUUCUCUUCUCUGCUCAAAAACACCACCAGCAUGCCUUAGAGGUCAUCAACAUGGCUAUCGCUCAGCACCCAGACAGCUUCAGUUUGCUGUUCACUAAAGUCAAGCUUGAAGCGGUGCACAAAGGACCAGCUGAAGCUCUUGACACCUGCCAGCACAUGUUAAACCUGUGGCAAACCAUUCACAUUUUACGCUCCAGUGAAUACGACAAGGAAAACGCUGUGGCAGAGGGAACACUGACUGAGAAACGCAGCACUAUUCAGGGCAGCGUGGCCGAGGGGAAUGUGACUGACCGGCUUGGCGCUGGAAUGCUCAGCCUGCCUGACUUUCUGGAUCCAGACUCGGGCUCACUGCGGGUGCCUUCGGCUUCUGCCUCCAGGAUGGAGUCUGCCAUGUCUGAGAUUUCUGCACAGAGCACUGCCGUGAGCCAGGCACCCAGACAGAUGUCCAUCACCCUGGAGCAGAUCUGGCUGCAGGCAGCCGAGCUCUUCAUUGAAUUGCGGAACUCCCCACAAGCCUCCCUCUGCAUCCAGGAAGCGGCCAGCCUCUACGCCAUGUCCCACGAUGUGCUGCUGAUGCGCGGACGAUUGGCUGAACUGAGGAACAACCCGGAGGAAGCCAAACAAUUUUACGAUCAGGCGCUAAACCUGAAUCCAACCAGCGCAAAGGUCCUGGAGCACCUGGGGCUGGUGCUGUACACGGUCGGCCGGAGUGACUUGGCGGAGAAAGUGCUGAGAGACGCCGUGAACAUUCAGCCCACGUCUCACCGGGCCUGGAACAGGCUGGGCCAGGUCCUGCAGGGCCAGGGGAAGAACGGGGAAGCCGUGGAGUGCUUCCUGACCGCCCUGGAGCUCGAAGCCACCAGUUCCGUCGUGCCGUUCACCGUCAUACCAAGAGAGCUGUGAAACCUCUUCACGAGUCGUAUUCGGCCGCAGAAGGGUUUACUGACUCAGGAGCAGUCGGGGAGUGGGGGGGGGUAGAAGGGACCAAACUGCAGGGUGUGGGUUGUGAUACGAUAAUUGUCACCAAUUACAGAAUUUGCAGUUCUUUUCAUAUCCAUUACUUAACGACAGGUUUCGGGCUGAAUGCAACCCCUCCAAGGGCGUCGAUCUCCGGUCGGCUCAGCAGAGCUAAUUGCCGUUAUUCUGUAAAGAGUGAGAGCGAUUUUCUCUUUCCUCACCUCCCGCCCGAGCUCAGUUUUACGAGCUGUCGGAUCCGAGACAUGUGGCCCCCGUUAAGACUGAAUUUCCAAGACGGCGUUGAAACUUUUCGCCGUUCUGCCC
This is a messenger RNA of Callorhinchus milii (elephant shark), 3025 nucleotides long. RefSeq names its product tetratricopeptide repeat protein 7A. The record is from RefSeq and is a predicted model, not a curated record. NCBI's taxonomy places the organism in Eukaryota, Metazoa, Chordata, Chondrichthyes, Chimaeriformes, Callorhinchidae. Gene Ontology annotation, molecular function: protein binding. Gene Ontology annotation, biological process: protein localization to plasma membrane; phosphatidylinositol phosphate biosynthetic process. Bases 68 to 2647 code for a protein of 859 amino acids. The transcript is spliced from 20 exons. Gene Ontology annotation, cellular component: plasma membrane.